Messenger RNA from Perognathus longimembris pacificus (Pacific pocket mouse), 2059 nucleotides. It is a transcript of the gene Fsip1, whose product is annotated as fibrous sheath interacting protein 1. The coding region runs from base 180 to 1910 and encodes 576 amino acids. The record is from RefSeq and is a predicted model, not a curated record. The transcript has 12 exons. NCBI's taxonomy places the organism in Eukaryota, Metazoa, Chordata, Mammalia, Rodentia, Heteromyidae.
CGGCCGGAGGGCCGAGGGGCGGCCGCGUCUCUCCCUCGCGGAAAGGAAGUCCGUGUCGGCGGGAAAGAGCGCUCUUUUCCUGAGGGGAAGCGGAUGACGCCGCGAGUGUCGGUGACACGCUCCCGCCCGGCCAGUGCCCUCAAGACGGGCUCCCGGAGCUCCCGCCGGGCCGGGUAUCCAUGGAUAUCAUAAAGGGAAACUUAGAUGGAAUUUCGAGACCAGCCUCAAAUUCAAGAGCACAUCUUGGGAGCAGAUGUCCCAGUGCUUCCUUAGAGGUGCUGUCCCCCGAACCAGGCUCCUUCAAGAUUGAUACUGCAAGCAAGCCAAGUCCUGGUAAAGAUAACCACUCAGGAAACAGCACUUGGGAAGGAGGAAGACCCAGCACUGCCGACAAAUGGGCUGACCGCUCUGAGAACGUGAGAGUGGCCGGGGCAGGGCCCAGCGGAGAGGGGGGCGUGGCUCAGCAUCAGACCCCUCCUGCGGGUUCAGAUUUUGCAUAUGAUCUCAAAGUGAAAGAAUCAGAUUCUCAACUUCAAGAUGCUAUUUAUAAGAUGAAAAGACUUGAUAAAAUUUUGACAAAAAGACAAAAUAGAGAAAAUAAAGUCAAGAAGCAAGGUGUAGAAAUGAGAAUAAAGCUGUGGGAAGAACUUAAGUCUGCAAAAAACAGUGAAGUCUUGCAAAGCAGUGAGGAGAUGGAAAAUACACAGAAGUUUUUAUCAUUGACUGUGGAGUCUGAAGAAACUGUUGGUCCCUCUCAUUAUGAGGAUGAAGAACAUUUUUUCUCAGUGUUUCACACUCAAGUCCCUCCAGAAGAUUAUGAAAACCGUACGCAGAAGGUCAACCAGGGUUUUACCUGUGAUGUGGAAAAAAAUGCACCAUUGAUUAAAGCAGAAAACAGCUCUUUGUCAGACACAGAGAAGCUUGAGGCGUGGGACAGACACAACCAGGAUUUUAUUAAGCGCAACGCUGAGCUGGCCAAAAAUUCAAGAGACCCUGUGGUUAUGUCUGACAGAGACAAGAAAAGGCUGGAGGAACUUUUGAAGGACUUAGACAGAGACUCGGGGCUGUCCAGUUCUGAGGGUGAUCCGCCUGGGCGCCUAGUCCCAGGAGAAGGAUAUACGCUGGCACCCAGCCAGCACCAGCAGCUGGCUGAAAUCGACACAAAACUCCAAGAGCUGUCCACGGCCUCUCCAAGACAUGAGAGUCAGAAUGACCAGGAAUCUGCCCUUGAUGAUGAAAAAGAUAUGGGAAUAACCCCAGGAGAAAAGGUGCUUCGAGACAACAAAGAGCAACGAGAUCAGCAAAGUCGGCUGAAGGAGAUAGAGGAGAAGCUGAGGAAGAUUCAGGAAUAUGCGUUAGAUCCCACGCCGCUUCUCUCCGAGCAGCAGUUAACGUGUCUUCUGGGUGAAUGCACGUCCAGACGAGAAGCCAUCGCCAAGCCUCCUUCCGGAAGGGAAGACAGAGGCGGGAAGGCUGCCCCGGCCGCGUCCCCCCGGCCCCCCCAGCCCGCCCUCUCCGAGUCGCCAAAUGGCUCGGAUGCAAAGGUCCAGAGCACCGAGGGAGGAGACGCAGGCACGCCUGAUGCCCACGGCGGGGCCCACGCGGGCUACUACCUCACGAGAGCCCUGGAUGGGCGUCGCCUGGCAGAAGCUCUGGCCCUGGAAGCAGAGAGUAUAGAAUGUCUCCCACUCUCCAAGGAUGAGGUUACUAACGACACGCAAGACUAUUUUAUGUCCAAGACUGUUGGCAUUGGGAGACUGAAACGGCCUUCUUUCUUGGAGGAUCCACUGUAUGAUGUCACUGCAAGCCUUUGGUUGGAGGAGCAGCGUGCGGCGCUCCGUCCUCCAGAGCAAGCAACAGCAGAUGAACAGCAGACUAAACAUGUGAUGGAAGACUGUGAAGACUCUUGAAGACUUACUAGGUGUGCGCUUAAGAAAGCUGGAAAUUUUCAUUUUUUUCUGAACUGCUUUGAGUUCAAUGAAUACAUUGUAGAGACCAUUCCCCAAAUAAUGAUUUUAACAUUCCAAUUCUCUUCUCUUGUUUAUUAUGUUUCCUUGAU